Girardinichthys multiradiatus is the source of this 1810-nucleotide messenger RNA. Its product is annotated as ninjurin-2-like. The coding region runs from base 132 to 617 and encodes 161 amino acids. The transcript is spliced from 5 exons. Lineage: Eukaryota; Metazoa; Chordata; Actinopteri; Cyprinodontiformes; Goodeidae. Gene Ontology annotation, cellular component: membrane. The record is from RefSeq and is a predicted model, not a curated record. Gene Ontology annotation, biological process: cell adhesion; tissue regeneration.
GAAACAAACAGAUUGCAAAGUGUGAAUCAGUGAGAGGAGGAGAUCAGGAUGGACUGAAUAAGCCAUUUGUUUGUCGCUCCGUUGUCCUCCCUGGCCUGAAUUUGUGCUCUGUGCCUGGCAUCCAGGGCCUGAUGAUGCAGGGACUGGGGAAGACGGAAAGAGGAGAGCAGGGCCGCGACAUCGAUUUGGCAUCAAUGAGGUCAACCAUGCCAGCAAGCGGCCCUCUGCAGGGAGGUUCCACCUCUAACUUGAACAUGAACCUGUAUGCUACCAAGAAGACAGCAGCUGAAGGCAUGCUGGACAUCGCUCUGUUCCUGGCUAAUAUCACACACAUGAAGACUGUCAUUGAACAAGGGGCAGGAUAUAGGUACUAUGCUGCUGUGCUGACGCUCAUUUCCUUCUCCCUGGCUCUUCAGAUAGUGGCCGGAGUCCUGAUUAUCAUAAUUGCUCGUUUUGAGCUGACACUCCUCCCCUCCUGCCGACGAUGGUUGAACUUCCUGAACAAUCUGGUCACUGGCAUCAUCUUUCUUACCCUCCUUAUAAACAUCGUCAAAGCUGCGUUCGGCACACAACGCAGCUGUCUUCUGCGGUGGCUGUUUCAACGCUUUAUCUUAUGACUUAACUGACAUACCAUAUGUAUGUUGAUUAAUAGACAUAAUAUCAUACUUAAACUUCCAAUGAAAAAUGUAGCAAAAGCCCCUAACAACCCAAAAGAUGCAGGCUCUCACUAAUUAAUGCAAAUAAUUAGGUUUAAAUUGUAGCUUGUAUUUUACACAUCUAGUAUGUCGCUGCAACCAGUAGCUAAUUAGCUUAUCACUUUAGAAAAACAGAGCCUCAGCUUACCCCGUUAUUCCUCAUCAGUUUAUAGAAGUGAAAAGACGCUACCAGCUAAUUUACAGUUGGCAUUAGCCACAUAUUUAAAAAAAGAAAUAAAAGGCAACAUUUAUUUAAAAAUGUUUUGCUUAAAUGAAACUCACGGAUUUUAUACAGUAUGUCACUUUAUACAGUCUAUGAUGUAUCACUAAAAUAAUUAGCUGAUUUGCGUAGCAUAGAGCAAAACAAAUUGUUUUUAGCUUUGCUAACUUGCCAUUACCUUUAGCUGUAUUUUUAACAAAGUAACAUUUAUUUAUUUUAUUUAUUAUCACAACCAGUAGCUGAUUUGCUUAGCAUAGAGCUAACCUUAAUUUUAAAAAUAAUGACUUUUAGAGAGAUAGAGAUUGGGUCACUAGUUAACAGUUUUAAGUAUUUUGUUUAAGUAAAGUACUAGUAUAAAGAAGCUCACCAAUAUUUAAAACUUAAAGUUCAGUGACUAGUCGUCAGACUUUCUAUGCUUGUAGCUUUUGCCAAAUAUUUUACAAAUAGAUAUGAAAGCUGCUCUCAUAUAAAUCUCAGCCUUUAAACAAUUUUACAAAGAAAUGCUGUUUUUUUCUGUAAAUGCAGUUUAUUCCUAAUAGAUAAAUGUAAUAAAAUGUUACAUAUUGGAAUAUGAUUCAUUUAUCGUUUUCAACUAAAAGUAAGUUUGAGCCUAUUUACACCAAGAUAUUGCUUUCAGAAGUAGUCUAUAGAGUCCAUUCUGUCGAAAAUAUCACUUAGACAACACAGAGGCUGGAGGGGUGUAUGACUGGAUUGUAUGAAUGCCUGGAAAGAGUAAUAGUGAGAAUGUAGGCAUCAACUGUAUGUGUGUGUGUGUUUGGUGGUAAUGUGGGAAAUUAUUCGUGGUGUCUGGGUGUGUGUGUGUGUACGUUGUAGCCCGCAGGGACCUGAACGUGGUGACCAAUCAGAAGCGGCUCGACUACCUGAACAACGUCAC